Messenger RNA from Pseudocercospora fijiensis CIRAD86, 435 nucleotides. RefSeq lists its product as uncharacterized. The transcript has 2 exons. Bases 1 to 435 code for a protein of 144 amino acids. The record is from RefSeq and is a predicted model, not a curated record. Lineage: Eukaryota; Fungi; Ascomycota; Dothideomycetes; Mycosphaerellales; Mycosphaerellaceae.
AUGGCACAAACCCUACUACAACCUCGAGUCGGCUUCCUCAACUUGCCGGCCGAGGUGAAGAACUGCGUCUACGAGCUGGCGCUUCAUAGCGAUCCCGAUUUCAUCUUAGGCUCUAUCUCCCGCACACAAUUCGGCAAACUAUACGAUUCAAAUCGACUUUCUCCAAACAUUCUCGCCACCUGUCAUCAGGUCUGUAAUAAGGCAUCGCCAGUCCUCUACGGCUCAAACACCUUCGAGAUACCACCAAACAUGAUGCUCCAGUUCUGCAACCAGAUCGGCAACAACGCGAAGCACGUUCGAUACCUCAUUCUCUCCCGAUCCAUUCCAUCGCAGUACCCGCUAGGUAUUCUCAGCCUUCUGCGACUCCAAGGGCUGUGUUCGCUGAAGCUUUACCUCGGUCCAAUUCCCUUCGGUUCGAGCUUCCGGAGCCCAUGA